Salarias fasciatus (jewelled blenny) is the source of this 2846-nucleotide messenger RNA. RefSeq names its product zinc finger protein 271-like. Bases 40 to 2466 code for a protein of 808 amino acids. Gene Ontology annotation, biological process: regulation of gene expression. Lineage: Eukaryota; Metazoa; Chordata; Actinopteri; Blenniiformes; Blenniidae. The transcript is spliced from 3 exons. Gene Ontology annotation, cellular component: nucleus. The record is from RefSeq and is a predicted model, not a curated record.
CCCAGGCUCCUGCUCGGAGCAGGCCUCCGCUGUGUUGUUAUGCCUCACGGAUUAAACAUUUCAUCUCCUGCGGCAACAAUGAGUUCAGUUCAGGCUUUGAGACAGUUUAUCGGCGAGCGGCUGACGACUGCCGCUGUGGAAAUAUUCACCGUGUUCGAGCGAACUAUCGUUCAGUACGAGGAGAAGGUUGCUGAUCAACGACGGCUGUUGGAAAACGGCUAUAAACCUCAGAUGAAGCAACAAAUAACAGAGAGUCCAAAGCAACUCAUGUGUAACCAGAAGAUGAUGUCCUCUCGUCUGGAGCAGGAGGAACAUGGACCUCCACACACUAAAGAGGAGGAGGUGACUGUCGCUGAUGGUGAAAUGGACUAUUCUCACGACUCUGUGAGAGACUUAACCACGCGGCAACUAACUGCUGCUGCUGUGGAAAUAUUCGCCGUGUUUGAAGAAACGAUCGUCCAAUACAAGGAGGAGAUUGAUCGUCAGUGCAGACUGCUGGAAAUGAUCUGGGAACCGCAAAUCACGUUACAUAGAACAGAGCACCAUGACAGAAGGGAGGAGCAACUCCGUCUACAGAAGGGAGAACCGGAACCACCGGAGAUCAAAGAGGAAGAAGAAGAACCAGGACUUCUACAGAUUAAAGAAGAACAGAAGGAACCAGAAACUGCACAGAUCAAGGAGGAACAAGAAGAACCAGGGCUUAUCCAGAUUAAAGAGGAGCAGCAGGAACCAGAGCCACCGCAGAAUGAGGAGCACGAGGACCUCGGCACCAGCCAGGAGGGAGAGCUAUUAUUACUAAAGUUUGGAAGUGAUGCCUUCAGGGCAUCUUCUUUUGAAGGGCAAAGUUACCUUAGUACACCAGAGGAUGAUGUGGACACUGAGCAGUUCCUCUUUCAUGACUCUGAAAUCCAGAAUAUGAAAAACUGUAUUGAUUCAGAAUCAACUACAAAUGAAGAGCUGAAAACAAUUAGCAGAUUUCAAAGUUUCCAUGUGGAAAACCUUCCUGUGUCAGAGGAGGAGGCUGAAUGUGAAAGCCCUCGUUGUGGGGAAGCGUAUGGCAAAAUUGUCUGGAAAAAAACUAAAUUAUGUCAGAACUUAGGAACUACCACUGAUAAGAAGAAAAUAUGUGAGUUUUGUGGCAAACGUUUUCAGCGUCGCACCAAUUUGUUAUGCCACAUGAGAAUUCACACAGGUGAGAUGCCGUAUUCUUGUGAAACGUGCUUUAAAAGUUUCCGUCGACAGGAUAAUUUGCUGCGCCACAUGAGAACUCACACGGGCGAGAAGCCGUAUUCUUGUGAAACAUGUGGGAAACACUUCAGUCAGCAGGGUCAUUUGUUGGUCCACAUGAGAACACACACAGGCGAGAAACCAUAUUCUUGUCAGACAUGUGGAAACAGUUUCACUUUGAAAAACAGUUUGUUGUGCCACAUGAGAACUCACACAGGCGAGAAGCCACAUUCAUGUCAGACAUGCGGUAAAUGUUUCAGUCAGCACAGUACGCUGCUGAGCCACAUGAGAACUCACACAGGGGAGAAGCAGCAUUCUUGUGAAACAUGUGGGAAAACGUUCCGCGUACGCAGUGCUUUGUUGGGCCACAUGAGAACUCACACAGGCGAGAAGCCACAUUCCUGUGAAACAUGUGGGAAAUGUUUCAGUCAACGGAGUCAGUUGUUGGUCCAUAAUAGAACUCACACAAGUGAGAAGCUGUAUUCUUGUCAAACAUGCGGGAAAAGUUUCAGUUUACGCAGCACCUUGGUGCGCCACAUGAGAACUCACACGGGCGAGAAGCCAUGUUCUUGUGAAACAUGCGGGAGGAGUUACUCCGACCACGGUAUUUUGUUACGCCACAUGAGAACUCACACAGGCGAGAAGCCAUAUUCCUGUGAAACAUGUGGGAGAAGAUUCAGUCAACAGUCUCAUUUGUCAGUCCACAUGAGAACUCACACAGGCGAGAAACCAUUUUCAUGUGAAACGUGUGAGAAAAGCUUCGGGCAGCACAGUAGCUUGAUGAGUCACAUGAGAACUCACACAGGCGAGAAGCCGCACGCUUGUCAAACAUGCGGGAGACGCUUCAGUCGGCAGAGCCACUUGUUGCAUCACAUGAAAACUCACACAGGUGAGAAGCUGCACUACUGCGAAACAUGUGGGAAAAGUUUCAGUCUGCAAUGCACUUUGUUGCGCCACAUGAGAACUCACACGGCUGAGAAAACAUGUUCUUGUGAAACAUGCGGGAAAACCUUUAAUCAACAGUGUCAUUUGUUGGGCCACGUGAGAACUCACACAGGUGAGAAGCAGCAUUCAUGUGAAACGUGUGGAAAAGGUUUCCUUGUACACAAUGCUUUGCUGCGCCACAUGAGAACUCACACGGGCGAGAAGCCGUAUUCUUGUGAAACAUGUGGGAAAUGUUUCAGUCAACGGAGUCACUUGUUGCGGCACACGAAAAUUCACAAAGAAAUGAAGUCGUGAAAAAUGAAGUCAUGAAAUCAACCCAGGUGGAGUCCAUCUCUCCUAAAGUGUUCUCAUAUUUAUUUAUGUAUUCAUUGUUAAAUGCACUUUGUAACUAAUAAAUUAACAAACUAAUCUUUGUUUCUGCUCAAAUAGAACCUUUUCACCUUUCUUCUACAUCAACCCAGAUGGUGGAUAACUACAAAGAAAAAAGGAACAAACACUUGCUUACUUAAAAUAAAAAAAAAAUCCCAAAGCGACAUGAUAAAAGUUUGAGGGACAAAAAAGUCAAUUUUGAUAUGGUGGUGUACACACAUGUCCAAAUUGAUUUCUGCAGCACUUCUAGUCAUCAGAGCAUUCAGUCAUAAGAGCAUGGACAUUACACGAGGGGGUUUGUCCUG